UGAAAUUGAUAUCUUUUGUGCUGAUAGCCGCGACUCUUGUGUUCAUUACUCAUUCCCACUACUAAAUAUAUCAUAGCAUAAUCUAAUUUCAAAUGUUUACAUCUCAUUUAUAGAAAUUAUUAUUCUUAAAAUAUUUGUUAUUCAUUGAUCACUAAAUUUUAAAAACAAUUUCUUAUUUACUUGCGUUUUGUUUAUCUAGUGUUAAUAUUUUACUUUUGAGUUGCGUAGUAUGAGUUUGCCGUCAAGUCGCCAUUAAAACUAUCAAAGUCAUAAAACAUCAAGAUAAAAGAAUCAAGUAAUCAUUGUGGGAGAUAAACUGGUACGUUAUCAGUCCUCUUGAUGAUUCUCUAGUUAGCUGACGUCUACUAAUUUUUGGAUUUUUUAAAAACGAUCUAAAUAAAGGAUUGAAUUGCUCUUAUUCAUAUCAAAAAUAUUUGAUGCAAUGGAAGAUAUAAAAAUCAUUAAAACUCAAUCUACAAUUGAAGAACGAAAAAUCAUUUACGAAUGGAAAAUUAAUCAAUUUCUUUCAAUUACAAGUUCUCCCAUGAACUGUGCAACCCCCGACAGUAUAAUCGAAUCACCAGUUUUUUCAACGACUAAUAUACCUGGUGAUAGUUCAUGGCGUUUAAAAAUAUCUUAUGGGAGUAGUUCUUAUGGCCCCUAUUUAUCAAUAGCUCUGAAAUAUUGUGGUGGUGUUGAAAAAAUAAAAGCUAAAUAUUCAAUAUGUAUUAUUGACGAUGAAAAAAAUAGACAAUUUAUACGUGGAGAACAGGCAUAUCAAACUUUCAAAGAUAGUCGAGAUUGUACUGCUCACUGUAUUAACGCAAAUGAACUAAAUAAAGAAAAAGAUCAAUAUGUACCUAAUGAUACAUUAACGGUAUCUCUUGAACUUACUGAACUUAUGGUACGUUCUUACACUAGUAUUCCUAUCACUAAACUUCAAUUAGAAGAAUCGAAACAAAUUGUCGAUGAUUUGAAAGAUCUUUUUCAUAGUAAAGAAGGCAGUGAUGUUGUUCUAAUUGUGGGAGAUAAGAAAAUUCCAGCUCAUAAAACUUUACUAAUGAAUCAAAGUAAUGUAUUUCGUGAAAUGUUAACGUGCCACCAGAAGAACAACAAAAAUAAUGAAGUAAAUAUCCCUGAUAUGAAUUAUGAUAUAUGUAAAAAACUAUUAGAAUUUAUUUAUACGGGCAAUGUGACUAAUUUUGAUGAAGUUGCUGUACGUUUGUUUGAAGCAGCAGAUAAAUAUCAGAUACCAGCUCUUAAAAAGUUAUGCGAAAAAUCAUUCUGUAAGAACGUUAAUGGUGAAAAUGCUGUUCAAUAUCUUGUUUUACUUGAUCGUCAUAAUGCUGAUCAAGAGUUUUUGAAUUAUAUAGCAGAUUUCAUUGCAAACAAUUCAAAGAUUUUUACCGUAUCCGAAUAUAUAGCAUUACUAAACACUAAUCCAGCAUUAUUAUUGAUUUUAACAACAAAAAUUAACAAUCCUACAAAAAAUAGAAUGAACAACAUCUUGGAAAAUCAAUACUACAACAAAAAAUGGUCAUUUUUAGUUUUAUUAUUAUCAGUUAUAGUCCUUAACUUUGGACUUAAUUUAAACCCUUCAACUUUUUUUUUCUGGAUUGGUUUAAUUUUAAUAAUAUAUUUGGCUUGAAAAAUUUUUAUUUUUGAUUUCCUCAAUUUUUUUUUUUUUUUUUUUUUUUUUUACCCUUCAAAAGCCCUUUUUUUCUGAGAUGUUGAAUUUUUUUUUGAUAACCGGUUCAAAAGAUAUCGAAUUUUGAAAAAUACUGUUUUUUUACGGUUUUUUACUGAUAACUUCUUAGGGAAUGGUUCAAAUCAAAAUACUCACUAAAUGAAAAUAAAUCGUUUCUCCAUGGACUUUUCGAAAAAUACAAAAAAAUUAUUUCAAGUGUUUCAAUACGUGUUUUCUGAUUUUUACAAUUUAAAUUGGAUUUUUAAAAGUGAGUGCAUAUUUUGAUUUUCUCCAAAAUUUUUUACAGUAAACUACUACUCAAACCACAACUUUUCAGGCCAGUCUAGUCGUGGAUUCUCAAUGGCUACUAUUUUUUUUCAAUUUUUGAAAAUUAAAAAAAAAAUUUUUUUCUCUAUUUUAUCAAAUUUUAUCACUGGUUUCUCUCUUUCAAUGUAGUUUGAAAAGCUUCACGUUUAUUUAUUAUUAUAAGAAGCAUAGGAAAUUGUUAAUAAUUAAAAAACUUUUAUUCAAAGAAAGAAAAUAUUUAUUGCAGGAAGUUGUAUUGAAAAAUAAUCAUUAGUCUUUUUUAAUUAUUAACCAUUUCCUAUGCUUGUUAUAAUAGUAAAUGAACGUGAAGUUUCUCAAAAUACGUUGAAAGAGAGAAACCAGUGAUAAAAUUUGAUAAAAUGGAGAAAAAAAAUUUUUUUUCAAUUUUCAAAAAUCGAAAAAAAAAUCGUAGCCAUCGAGAACCCACGACCAGACCGGCAUAAAAAGUUGUGGUUUGAGUAGUAGUUUACUGUAAAAAAUUUUGAAGAAAAUCAUAAUAUGCACUCACUUUUAAAAAUCCAAUUUAAAUUUUAAAAAUCAAAAAACACGUAUUGAAACACUCGAAAUAAUUUUUUUGUAUUUUUCGAAAAGUACAUGGAAAAACGAAAUUUUUUUAUUCAGUGAGUAUUUUGAUUUGAAUUAUUCCCUAAGAAGUAAUCAGCAAAAAACCGUAAAAAAGCGGUUUUUUUUUUCAAAAUUUGAUAUCUUUUGAACAAGUUAUCAAAAAAAUCUCAACAUCUCGGAAAAAGAGUCUUUCGAUGGAUACAAAAAAAUAUAAAAAAAUUGAGGAAAUCAAAAAUUGAAAUUUUUUAAACCUUUCGAUUUGGCAUUGAAUGCCCCAUUUACAAUAAUUAUUGUAUCAAUUAUAUCAGUGCACUUAAUAUUAUCUCUGCUAGUUCAUGCUCAAAAAAGCUUGUUCAAUAAAAAAAAAAAUGAUUAUUUUGUAUUUUUAAUUUUUCAAUAAAUACUCAUACUUAAAAAAUAAAUCAUAACUACGGAUAAAUUUGAAUAAAGAACAAGUUCCUUAAUAUUUUCAUUUUUGCUUAUCGUGGAUGUGAAAAAAAAAAAAACAAGAACUGAUCCUCGUGUUACAUAAAUUUCAAAUUAUUUACAUACGUUAGAAUAAAUGAAUUCAAAUCCUGUUUACAAACACUCAAUAAGGUAUGAAGUUUCAUCAAAUUGAUGACUAAAAAUUAAAAAAAAAAUUGCACCUAUAUAGUUUUUUAAACUUUCUGCAUGUGCAUAUUUUUAUUUUUUUUUUUUUUUUUUAAUAAUUGAUUUGUUGAAAAAAGAAUCCGGAAAUUGUUAACUGUCUGUUAAUUUCCGGAUCAUAUAAUCAGUCCGCGCAUUUUUUCAAUCUCAUUAUUUGAAUUAGUCAAUUUAAUUAUCGAAGAUUUAUGUAUUUUCUCAUAUCUUUUACAUUCCCACUUAUCAUUAAUCAUAAUUUUUGAAAAACAAUUUCUUAUUUAUUGGCAUUUCAUUUUCUAAUGUUUAUAUCUUACUAUUGAGUUACGUAGUAUGAAUUUUCCGGCAAGUCACCAUUAAUAAAACUAUUAAAGUCAAAGAUAUCGAGAUAGAAGAAGCAUUCAUUCAUUUCUUCUUGCGAGAAUCAGUGAUACGUCAACAGUAAUUGUUAUACUUUCGCGCAUUGCAUUAUAAUACGUUUCAUAUUGUUGAUUUAAGUAAAGAAUCGAAGUUUUUUUAUUUGUAUUGAUAUUAUUUGACGCAAUGGAACAUAUAACAAUUGUAAAAGCCCAUUCUAUGAUGGAAGAACGGAAAAUUACAUAUGAAUGGAGAGUAGACCAGUUUCCUUCAAUUAUGCGAUUUCCUGGAUACAAGACAGACUACAGUUUAAUCCAUUCACCAGUUUUUUCAACAAAUAAUAAACAUGGUGAUAGUUCGUGGCAUUUGAAGAUGAAUCUUCAGUAUUUAUUUCAAUUUGGCGAAUGGUUUUCGAUAGGUUUGACAUAUUGUGGUUCUCAUCAAUCAAUAAGAGCCCAUUAUUCGAUAUUUGUUAUUGAUCAUGAAAAAAAAAAACGAUGUGAACUAAUGGGAAGUAAAAUUUUCAAAAAGCAUGAAGGAUAUAAUAUUCGGCCACCUGGUCGAGUAACUGAUCUAUUUAAACAAAGAAGUAAAUUAAUACCUAACAAUUCAUUUACGGUAUUGCUGGAACUUACUGAAUUUUUUGUACGUUCUUACACUCGUCGACCUAUCACUACAUUCCGAUUAAAAAGAUCGAAACAAGUUGUCGACGAUUUUCCAGCUCUUUUUCAUAGUAAAGAUUACAGUGAUAUUAUUUUACUUGCUGGUGAUAAGAAAAUUCCAGCUCACAGAGCUUUACUAAUGCAUCGAAAUAUUGUAUUCCGUGCAAUUUUGACAUGUCACAAGAAAAAUGAAGUAAAUAUCAUUAGUAUGGAUCCUGAUAUCCUUGAAAAACUAUUAGAAUUCAUUUAUACGGACAAUGUGACUAAUCUUGAUGAAGUUGCUGAACGUUUAUUCGGAGCGGCAGAUAAUUAUCAGAUACCAGCUUUAAAAAACUUAUGCGAAGAAUCGCUUUGUAAAAACGUAACUGUUAGAAAUGCCGUUAAAUAUCUUGUUUUACUCAAGCGUCAUAAUGCUAACGAAAAAUUUUUGAAUUAUAUAGCAGAUUUCAUUGCAAUCAAUUCAAAAAUAAUUACCGAAACUAGAGAAUAUAAAGCAUUACUAUACACUAAUCCAGUAUUAUUGAUGACUGUUUUAACGAAAAUUUGCAAUAUUAAAUAGAAAAAAAGAUUAACAUCUUGACAAUUCAAUACUGCAGCGUAAGCCGGGUAUUUUUUAAUUUAUUAUUAUGAGUUAUAAUCCUUAACUUUGGACUCAAUAUCUCUGCUAAUUUGUGUCUGUCAAAGUAUAUUUUGUAAAACAAAACAAAUUAUUAUUUUGUAUUCUUAUAAUCUUUUAAUAAAUAGACAAACAUCAAAAAUAA
Microplitis mediator is the source of this 4979-nucleotide messenger RNA. RefSeq names its product speckle-type POZ protein-like. NCBI's taxonomy places the organism in Eukaryota, Metazoa, Arthropoda, Insecta, Hymenoptera, Braconidae. The transcript is spliced from 4 exons. Gene Ontology annotation, biological process: regulation of proteolysis; proteasome-mediated ubiquitin-dependent protein catabolic process. Gene Ontology annotation, molecular function: ubiquitin protein ligase binding. Gene Ontology annotation, cellular component: cytoplasm. Bases 443 to 1648 code for a protein of 401 amino acids. The record is from RefSeq and is a predicted model, not a curated record.